UCGAAGAAGACGCAGAAUAAAACCGUGGCACGACCACGGACCGCCCUCCUCACUCCGUUCCUGUCGUCGAAUCCGUGCCCAGAUCUCGAUCUCUGCCCUCGUUUCUCCCUGUCGGAGUCUCGGAGAUCUAGCUCCUCCCGAGUCGCAGGCGUCGAAGACGAGGGUCGAACGCUGGAAGACUUCUCGGCCGCCUUAGCCAUGAACCCCUUCUCCUCGGGGACGCGGUUGAGGGAUAUGAUUAAGGCCAUACGUGCCUGCAAAACUGCUGCAGAAGAGCGUGCUGUUGUAAGAAAAGAAUGUGCAGCUAUCCGUUCUUCUAUCAGUGAGAAUGAUCAAGAUUAUAGCCACCGUAACAUUGCAAAGCUCAUGUUCAUUCACAUGCUUGGUUAUCCAACACAUUUUGGCCAAAUGGAAUGUCUCAAGCUGAUAGCUUCUGCUGGAUUUCCUGAGAAACGAAUUGGUUAUCUGGGUCUUAUGCUUCUACUUGAUGAAAGGCAGGAAGUUCUGAUGCUGGUUACAAACUCCUUGAAACAAGAUCUUGGUCACACAAACCAGUAUAUUGUUGGUCUAGCACUUUGUGCUUUAGGAAAUAUAUGUUCUGCUGAAAUGGCGAGGGAUCUAGCACCCGAAGUAGAAAGAUUAUUGCUAACUAGAGACCCUAACAUUAAGAAGAAGGCUGCCUUAUGCUCUAUCAGGAUCAUAAGAAAAGUACCAGACUUGGCAGAAAAUUUUUUAAGUCCUGCAACUUCACUGUUGAAGGAAAAGCACCAUGGGGUCUUAAUAGCAGGAGUUCAGCUCUGCACAGAUCUUUGUAAAGUCAGUGAAGAUGCAAGCAAUCAUUUGAGGAAGAACUGCACAGAGGGAUUGGUUAGAAUACUGAAGGACAUCUGCAAUAGUCCAUAUGCACCUGAGUAUGACAUAGCUGGGAUUACAGAUCCUUUCUUACAUAUCCGAGUUCUUAGGUUGCUGAGAAUGUUGGGCCAUGGAGAUGCGGAUACCAGUGAAUAUAUAAAUGAUAUCCUUGCCCAGGUUGCUUCAAAGACUGAAUCAAAUAAAAAUGCUGGAAAUGCUAUUCUAUAUGAAUGUGUUGAAACUAUAAUGGGCAUAGAAGCCACUAGUGGUUUGCGUGUACUUGCAAUCAAUAUUCUGGGCAGAUUCUUGUCAAAUCGUGACAACAACAUCAGAUAUGUUGCCUUAAACAUGCUUAUGAAAGCUAUUUCAGUAGAUUCUCAAGCAGUGCAGAGGCACAGAACAACAAUUCUAGAAUGUGUCAAGGAUUCUGAUGCUUCAAUCAGGAAGAGGGCUUUGGAGCUUGUUUUUCUGUUAGUUAAUGACACAAAUGCUAAACCUUUGACAAAAGAGCUUGUUGAUUAUUUGGAAGUGAGUGACCAAGACUUCAAAGGAGAUCUGACUUCUAAAAUUUGUUCAAUCAUUGAGAAGUUUUCUCAAGAAAAAAAAUGGUAUAUUGAUCAGAUGGUUAAAGUUUUAUCUCUGGCAGGGAAUUAUGUGAAAGAUAAUGUGUGGCAUGCUCUUAUAGUUGCAAUAAGUAAUGCACCUGAUCUUCAAGGAUACUCUGUAAGAUCUUUGUACAAGGCAUUCCAAUUGUCAUCUGAACAGGUAAGUUUAGUACAAGUAACAAUCUGGUGCAUUGGAGAAUACGGUGAGAUGCUGGUUAACAAUGUAGGGGUGUUGCAAGUUGAGGAACCAAUGACUGUAACUGAGUCUGAUGCUGUGGAUGUUCUGGAGUCCUGUUUAACGCACCAUUCAACAGAUAUUACAACUCAGUCAAUGUGCUUGAUUGCUCUUCUGAAGCUAUCAUCGCGGUUUCCACCAAGCUCAGGGAGGGUUAAAGAGAUUAUUACAACGCACAUAGGAAGUGUUGUGCUUGAACUACAACAAAGAGCAAUCGAAUUUAACUCUAUAAUCCAGAGGCAUCAAAACAUAAAAUCUUCUUUGGUUGAGAGGAUGCCUGUUUUGGAUGAGUCGACUUUUAUUUCUAAGAGAGCUGGCUCAUCACAAGCAAAUAUUUCAACUGAGAAAUCUAAUCAACAAUUACCUUCUGGAGCUUCACUUAAGCUUUCAAAUGGUGUUGCAAAACCAGCUGCUUCACCCUUGGUUGAUUUGCUCGAUCUGAGUUUGGAUGAUACUCCAGUUCCUACUUCCACCUCCAAUGAUUUUCUACAUGAUUUAUUGGAUGUUGGCCUGACAAACUCAUCAUCCUCAGGUGUUGCUUCAGCGAGUGGUACAGAUAUUCUUAUGGAUCUUUUGUCUAUUGGAACACCUGUUCAGAGUAAUACUACACCUGAGAAUGGUUCCUCCAUUAAAGGUUUUAAUGAUAUAUUACCAAUAGCCAAACCUAAUACUGCAACUGUCCAAGUAGUAGAUUUGUUGGAUGGAUUAGCAUCAAAUGGAUCUCAUCCAGGUGCUCAAAGUCCAGUUCAUCCAUCAAUCAUUGCUUACCAGAGCAGCACCUUGAAGAUCACAUUCAGUUUCACAAAACAGCCUGAUAAACCUCAAGUUACUCAAAUUCAUGCUACAUUUAUGAAUUUGUCAUCAGAAGCGUAUACAGAUUUCAUCUUUCAAGCAGCUGUUCCAAAGUUUAUCCAGUUACAUUUAGACCCAGCCAACAGUAAUCAUCUUCCAGCCAGUGGAAAUGGAAGGAUCACACAAACUUUUACUAUUACCAAUACUCAGCAUGGCCAGAAACCCCUCGCCAUGCGAAUAAGGAUUGCUUACAAAGUCAGCAACCAAGAGAGGUUGGAACAAGGACAAAUCAACAACUUCCCUCCAGGUUUAUGAGUGUUCGAACUUGCUUGUUUUCCAAUGAAAUUUCCCCUUUUGCUUCGGGUUUAUGUUCCUCAAUGCUGCUAUGGAAUUUGAUCGUAUAUUCGAUGCAAUGUAUAGUUUAAAAACUACACAAGAGUAUCAUUUACUCCAUGUAUUUGGAUUAAGAUGGGUACAGAACUCAAUUUAAUGCCCCCUUUGAUGAGGUUGAUUCUCAGGUCUGUAUGUAUUUGUAGUAGAAUGUUGUUCAUCGAGUCUAAAUGGAGAUGCGAAGUCGUCGUUUGCAACAUCAAGCAAAUUAUCGACAAGUUCGAUUCUUUGAUAUUGUAUGAAUGCAGUGUGUAUGAGAGCACCUAGAAACCAUGUGAUAUAAAUUGCCAAUUCUUGUGUUCGUUCA
This is a messenger RNA of Zingiber officinale, 3181 nucleotides long. RefSeq names its product AP-1 complex subunit gamma-2-like. Gene Ontology annotation, cellular component: membrane coat; AP-1 adaptor complex; Golgi apparatus. The transcript has 19 exons. The coding region runs from base 199 to 2799 and encodes 866 amino acids. Gene Ontology annotation, molecular function: clathrin-cargo adaptor activity. The record is from RefSeq and is a predicted model, not a curated record. NCBI's taxonomy places the organism in Eukaryota, Viridiplantae, Streptophyta, Magnoliopsida, Zingiberales, Zingiberaceae. Gene Ontology annotation, biological process: receptor-mediated endocytosis; intracellular protein transport; Golgi to vacuole transport.